GCUCUUUACCCUCUCUACCUACUUAUUCUCUUUACUUCAUAUUUCAAAGUCACAGCCCUACCACGACAGCUACUUUUACGAAAGCUGCACUUUACAACUUGAAAUUGGCCCCUAAACACUAUAACAAAGAAACAUGUCGUAGAAUCUGGAAUUCCGACUUUCCACACGCCACACUCGACACUUGACACCUAUAGAAAACCUAGCUGUGAAUUCACGUCGUUUAGGUGGGCUUCGCUGACGCAAUCUGUUCUUUACUUACCUAUUACUUACCUAUUACGUACCUACAUAGGUACUGACCGAAUUCACAUCCUAAUAAAAUACUCUGAUCUGAAUUUCACCAUAGAAUUCUUUAUAGAAUUCUUUGAAUAGAGUCCUGGAGUUAUGGAUUUACGAAACAACCUCUUUGGCAGAGGCCCCCGUUCUGGUCUGCCCGCCCGCCAGGGUCAAGAACAAGGUGGCUACAGCCAAGUCCCUCAGAACCGACCACCACCACCCCGGGAUUAUAACGGCCCUCCCGAAUAUGAUCCGAGAGGUGCCUACGGUGCGCCAUCGCCAGGUUAUGGAGGAAGCAACAUGCCGCCCCAACAAAGAAACACCCGACCGAGUGCUCCUCCGGGUCGAGCGGUCCAACUUCGAUUGGCAAAAUUGGAUAAGGGUGAUUUAGCACAACAAUACAUCUUCAGCAACCUUUGCGCCGUUUCCCCCCAAGAUUUUCCUCCUGAUCCACAGGGAAGGGACGUACACAUACUCUUGAAUGGAAAAUUUGUCGUAACCGCCCGCCCGACCGAGUAUAUUCCACCUGGAUGUAUCAGCCUGUCCGAUCCUCAGCGAACAUGGUGUGGUAUUAGCAUGACAGACGUUGUGGUGGGUGAACGAUUUGGCGAGAAGGUCCCCCUGAGCGCGAUGGACAUUGAAGCUGGAUUCGCAUCCUCGCGCAAGAUAACCGACGUCCCAUAUGAUCAAGAUGAGCUCGCAGACUAUUUCAUCAAGAUGUUCCAGGGUCAAAUCUUUGCGCCGGGCCAAAGACUAUUGAUGGAUUAUAAGGGGAUACCGUUGAUGUUUAUCGUCAAGACAGUUCAGUUGCUCGAGCUCCUUGGAAGCGAGAAGGAUCAUGCUACGGAAGCGUCUUCGAGGCCGGAUGCCCGAGGUCUACUGGUCGCCAACACAUCCGAGAUUAACUUUUUCAAAGACGCCAAAUCCCCCAUCAAGCUAAAAGGUUCAACGAAACGACCUGCUACUAAUGCUAUCCUUCGACCGGAUUUCAAGUUUGCCGACAUGGGCAUUGGAGGCUUAGAUGACGAAUUUAGCACCAUUUUCCGACGUGCCUUUGCAUCUCGAGUUUUCCCUCCAGGCUUAGUAGAGCAGAUGGGAAUAUCCCACGUCAAGGGUGUCCUUCUUUACGGUCCUCCGGGAACAGGCAAAACGUUGAUUGCUAGACAAAUCGGCAAGAUGCUGAAUGCCAGGGAACCCAAGAUUAUCAACGGUCCGGAAAUUUUGAACAAGUAUGUUGGUCAGUCAGAGGAGAACGUCAGAAAAAUGUUUGCGGACGCGGAGAAGGAAUAUAAGGAGAAGGGAGAAGAGAGUGGCUUACACAUCAUUAUUUUUGACGAGCUGGAUGCUGUCUGCAAGCAGAGAGGCAGCGGAUCAGGGGGUACAGGUGUGGGUGACAGUGUAGUCAACCAGCUUCUAUCUAAGCUUGACGGAGUGGAUCAACUCAACAACAUCUUGCUUAUUGGCAUGACCAACCGGAAGGACAUGAUUGACGACGCAUUAUUACGACCAGGACGUCUUGAAGUGCACGUGGAGAUUUCCUUGCCCGACGAACACGGCCGCAUACAAAUCCUAAACAUCCACACCUCCAAAAUCCGGGCCAUCAACAAGCUUGGUGACGAUGUUAGCUUGGAUGAACUGGCGCAUUUGACCAAAAACUAUUCAGGUGCAGAGAUUGCCGGUCUUGUAAAAGCGGCUCUAUCCUAUGCUUUUACCCGACACACGAAGCUCGGAGAUGUCACUGGCGUUAGCGGUAACCCUCAAGAUGUUAUGCUGACGCGAGCCGAUUUCAUGAGAGCACUCGAAGACGUCAAGCCGGCCUUUGGUAUUUCUGAGGAAGAGUUGAAUAACGCAGCACCAUAUGGGAUCACGGAUUUCAGCCCACAUAUUCAAUCAAUUCUUUCUACGGGUCUCAGCUUCGUUCAAGCAGUUCGCACUUCGGAAAAGUCACCCCUAUUUUCUGUCUUAGUUCACGGUCCCCACGGAGCUGGAAAGACUGCUUUGGCGGCUGAGAUUGGACUGAAAUCCGAGUUUCCUUUUGUGAAACUCAUCAGACCUAUCGACGUGGGUACCACCGAAGGUGCUAAGCUCGAAUUUCUACGACGCGCGUUCUCCGAUGCUUACAAAUCCGCUCUAUCCAUUGUGAUUCUUGACAGCGUUGAGAAGAUCAUUGAUUGGAACCCUAUUGGAAUGAGAUACUCUAACGCCGUCGUACAGUACUUGGGCGCUGUGCUCGAGACUCGACCACCCAAGAAUCGUAGGCUUCUUAUCAUUGCUACAACAAGUCAGCGGUCUAUGCUCGAUCAGCACGGCGUAUUCGCUUGGGAUAGAGAGAUUGCCGUGCCUGCUGUCAAGAACCACCGCGAGCUUCAGUCCAUUUUGGCGGCUUCAGGAAAGUUCAAUGGACAGACUGAUAUCAAUGAAGCUCUUAACGAGCUACAGAGUAUCACAGGAACCCAGGAUGUUGGCAUAGGUGUCAAGGCAAUAUUCUCGGCGCUAGAAACGGCGUCUGUAAGAGAUCCGCUACCAACUAGUCUGGCGGAGGAUAUCAGCGCCAUCAUGGCCGCGCGAAACCCACAGGAGUACUGAUUGUACAUACGGCCUAGAUUUGCUUAUGCUAGAAUAUAGAUGACCAGAGUAUAAUUUCUGGUGGCUACCUGAGACCUAGCACGUAUGAUUUACGAGUAUGCAGUGAUUGUGAUGCAUAUCGUUUCAGUGAUGAGGGUUACGUGUUACGAGCAUCUUAUGUUAGCAGGAGGGACUAUGUAUUUCUCGGAUUUUGUAUACGUCCUGACGUCCGACCCGAGGCGGUGGGUAAAAUAAGUGAGACAAACUGCUGUGUGAUGACGAGGGGAUUGCGUACUGAUGCAUAAGUAUGAAGUAACACCGUUGG
Messenger RNA from Hypoxylon fragiforme, 3163 nucleotides. RefSeq names its product AAA-domain-containing protein. The transcript is spliced from 3 exons. Gene Ontology annotation, biological process: SNARE complex disassembly; Golgi to plasma membrane protein transport; intra-Golgi vesicle-mediated transport. Gene Ontology annotation, molecular function: ATP binding; ATP hydrolysis activity. Gene Ontology annotation, cellular component: Golgi stack. The record is from RefSeq and is a predicted model, not a curated record. Lineage: Eukaryota; Fungi; Ascomycota; Sordariomycetes; Xylariales; Hypoxylaceae. Bases 382 to 2859 code for a protein of 825 amino acids.